Molecule: messenger RNA, 1182 nt
Organism: Thunnus maccoyii (southern bluefin tuna)
Lineage: Eukaryota; Metazoa; Chordata; Actinopteri; Scombriformes; Scombridae
Gene: dlx6a
Product: distal-less homeobox 6a
Exons: 3
Coding region: 1-741 (246 amino acids)
Biological process (GO): cell differentiation; regulation of transcription by RNA polymerase II; embryo development
Molecular function (GO): RNA polymerase II cis-regulatory region sequence-specific DNA binding; DNA-binding transcription factor activity, RNA polymerase II-specific
Source: RefSeq, a predicted model, not a curated record
AUGAUGACCAUGACUACGAUGGCUGACGGUCUGGAGGCUCAGGACUCGUCCAAGUCUGCUUUCAUGGAGUUUGGGCAGCAGUCGCACUCACAGCAGAGCUCCCCGUCGAUGGCCAGCGGCCACUACCCGCUGCACUGUCUCCACUCCGGCUCACACGCUCACCACCAGCACGACAACACCGCGUACUCCGGGACCAACACCUACAACAGGUCGUUACCCUACCCCUACGUGAGCCAUGCGCACCACAGCCCGUACCUGCCAUCCUAUCACAGCAACACGGGAGGACAGACAAGGUUAGACGGCACAGAGCAGCAGAAAACGACAGUGAUUGAAAACGGGGAAAUUCGUUUUAAUGGGAAAGGCAAGAAGAUUCGCAAACCUCGGACAAUUUAUUCCAGUUUGCAGCUUCAAGCAUUGAACCAUCGUUUCCAGCAAACACAGUACCUCGCUUUACCGGAACGCGCCGAGCUGGCUGCCUCUCUAGGACUGACACAAACCCAGGUAAAGAUUUGGUUCCAGAAUAAGAGGUCAAAGUUCAAGAAACUGCUGAAGCAAGGCGGCAACCCGCAUGAGAGCGACCCUAUACCGGGCUCCAUGUCCCUCUCCCCUCGCUCCCCGACCAUUCCCCCAAUAUGGGACGUCUCGGCCUCUUCCAAAGGAGUAAACAUGCCGGCCAACAGCUACAUGCCGGGCUACUCUCACUGGUAUUCAUCCCCACAUCAAGAUUCAAUGCAGAGAUAGACUGAUGAGGCGAGGAGGUCAGUGAGCUGUCUGGAGGCCUCCGGAUCUCCGCCAUGCAGUUUCCAACGUAGCCUACAAUUUGUGUCAGCGCAGAGACUGGAUGCUGGAGAGGAGAAAACCCUCCGCUGCUCCUCUGCUGACGGAUAAAAAACGCAGCCAAGCCUCGUUGUGAUGACACAGACAAGGGAACUAACCAUUUUUUUAGCGUACAUGGCUGCUCAGCGGGCUCGCAUAUUUGUUAUGCUUUCAUUCAUGUCAACAUCUGAACGUCAAUAUACCAAAUAUUAUCAGUGACAUUUUAGCCACUUUGGGCAAAGACUGCGUACACUCUCCCCUGCGCUGUGGCGCACAGAACCUUUCGCCAUGGUGGACUCCUGACUGCUUUUUUUUUUGGUUGUUUCUCCAACAUGCAAAACCAAGCAAAUUGUCUGUCUGUAAAUA